AUGGAAGCGGAUAAUAUCACAAGUACGCCUUACAUGUUACCUGGGUACAUUCGCAUUACGUCGACGGUAAUUUGCAUAGUCGUCAUGGUGCUCGGAGUGCUGGGUAACCUCAUGGUACCUCUGGUAGUGCUUCGUGGGAAAGAAAUGAGGAACAGCACGAACAUCUUCCUGGUGAACUUAAGCGUCGCCGAUCUUUGCGUGCUGCUCAUUUGUGCUCCGACAGUCCUCGUGGAAGUAAACUCGAGACCGGAAGUUUGGCCUCUGGGAGAGCAUAUGUGCAAAGCAGUGCCUUUUGUGGAAUUGACUGUAGCCCAUGCAUCGGUCUUAACAAUAUUGGCGAUCAGUUUCGAGCGUUAUUACGCGAUUUGCGAACCACUACGAGCAGGUUACGUUUGCACGAAGGAAAGGGCAACGUUUCUUUGUCUCUUGGCGUGGACCGCAGCAGCGCUUUGUACAAGCCCUAUCUUGCUAAUAUCACAGUACAGGAUAGAGCAGUACUACGACGAGUCUUUAGUCCCGACUUGUCAUUGUAUGUUGGACGAGACUUGGAGGGUGGGAUACUUCCUGACGAUCAUCGUCGUCUUCUUCAUCCUGCCUUUGUUGAUCCUGAUCGUCCUGUACAGUGUGAUAGCUCGGCACUUGAUGGCAAACCCAGCAAUCAGUCGAGGUCCUGCAAACAAUCUUCUGAAAUACCGGAAACAAGUUGUCCUGAUGCUGGGGACAGUCGUGUUGACUUUCUUCAUCUGCUUGAUCCCAUUCCGGGCGUUCAAUCUGUGGAUCUUGUUCAUGAAACCGGAAACAAUCCUCAGCUUCGGCGUGGAAACUUACUAUUGUCUGCUGUACUUCUGUCGGACAAUGUUGCUGCUCAACUCCACCAUCAACCCGAUUCUGUACAACUUGAUGUCCACGAAGUUCAGGCAGGGUUUCUUGAGGAUUUGCGGCUUGUCGGGUGCCAAGAAGGAGAAGAAGUCCUCUUCUGGGAGAACUGGGACGUAUACUACGGGAUCUACCGAUUGCAGCAGCAAUCAGUCCGAUUACUGGAAGAGACAUAGUAGUAAAAGUAGUUGUAAGGUUCCCGGUGCACCAGCAACCGUGGAAAUGCAGAUGAAGAUCUCACUUCUGUCGACUGUCGCUGGGAGUCUCGUUGCUGUUAAAGAACAGGAAAGUUAUGUCUGAAAGAGGCGGGAAAUGGUAUUUUAAAGUAAACCGUGGAAAUGCAGAUGAAGAUCUUCUGUCGACUGUCGCUGGGAGUCUUGUUGCUGUUAAAGAACAGGAAAAUUAUGUGUGAAAAAUGCGGGAAAUGGUAUUUUAAAGCAAACCGUGGAAAUGCAGAUGAAGAUCUCACUUCUGUCGACUGUCGCUGGGAGUCUUGUUGCUGUUAAAGAACAGGAAAAUUAUGUCUGAAAGACGCGGGAAAUGGAAUUUUAAAGUAAACCGUGGAAAUGCAGAUGAAGAUCUUCUGUCGACUGUCGCUGGGAGUCUUGUUGCUGUUAAAGAACAGGAAAAUUAUGUCUGAAAGACGCGGGAAAUGGAAUUUUAAAGUAAACCGUGGAAAUGCAGAUGAAGAUCUUCUGUCGACUGUCGCUGGGAGUCUUGUUGCUGUUAAAGAACAGGAAAGUUAUGUCUGAAAGUGGCGGGAAAUGGCAUUUUAUAGUACUUUGAGCAAGUAACUUUUUGCCG
This is a messenger RNA of Orussus abietinus, 1680 nucleotides long. RefSeq names its product growth hormone secretagogue receptor type 1 (gene ETHR). The coding region runs from base 1 to 1176 and encodes 391 amino acids. Gene Ontology annotation, molecular function: G protein-coupled receptor activity. NCBI's taxonomy places the organism in Eukaryota, Metazoa, Arthropoda, Insecta, Hymenoptera, Orussidae. Gene Ontology annotation, cellular component: plasma membrane. The transcript has 5 exons. Gene Ontology annotation, biological process: G protein-coupled receptor signaling pathway. The record is from RefSeq and is a predicted model, not a curated record.